This is a messenger RNA of Moneuplotes crassus, 622 nucleotides long. The record is from the annotation of a GenBank genome assembly. NCBI's taxonomy places the organism in Eukaryota, Ciliophora, Spirotrichea, Euplotida, Euplotidae.
UAUUAUUUUAUAAAUGAAAGUUUCUAUUGUCAUCCUCUUGAUAAGUUUAGGUGUUGCUAAUUGUGCUAUUGAAGGAUUACUUAAGCAAGACGAACCUUUAAAGCAUGAAUAUCCUAAACAAUUCAGCUUUAAAUCUGUUGAUAACGGCUGGGGAACCCCAACAACCUCCUACAUCAUUAAAGUAGACGGUGUCAACGACAUCCUCUCCAUAAACAUGCACUACAAACUCAGAGACACCUACGAAAACAUGACCUACAUCUACAGUGCUCCUCACAACCAAGUCUACUGGUACUUCCCUGGAAAACCCUACAGUGAAGACUCGUGCUACAAAAGAUCUGGUCUGACUCCGUACACGGGGAUCGGCAAGAUGAUCGAAGAAUUUUCAGCCAAUGAAGUGGUAGUAGAUGAAUUUGAGAAGGACGGACAUCAUAUUGUGAGAUCUGAGACCAGUGUUGGGGGAGUCUCGGAUUUUAGAAUUGUGAGAUCCGAUGGAGAGAUAGUGCUCCUAGCGAAAGGAAGCGGAGAAGAAUGGCAAGUUUUCGAUGUCAACGAAGAUGGGAUUAUAUCAGAAUCCUUUGAAGUUGGAGAUAUGGUACCUGAAAAAUGCCAAAAUAUUGAAUAA